This is a messenger RNA of Physella acuta, 1870 nucleotides long. RefSeq lists its product as uncharacterized. The record is from RefSeq and is a predicted model, not a curated record. NCBI's taxonomy places the organism in Eukaryota, Metazoa, Mollusca, Gastropoda, Physidae.
UGAAUGUUUACUUGACAACAUAAGAUGCCUUAAAAUGUUAUUUACAAUUUUACAAUCUCUAAGGUUUUUAGUAGUUUUAUACCCGAAAUAAAAAUUGAUGUGAAGUAAAAAUGCUAAAUCUAUAUCAUCUUUUUGUAUUCUUAAAUUUCAUCAUAGUUUGUAACAGCUACUCGACCUGCAUCGGAAUUUUUUUUUACUGCUCGAGCACUGUUAUUAACUGUAGAUACGGUGUGUGCGAUGGUGGAUGCUGCAAGCACGGUCAAAGUGCUCACAGGGGUGGUGAGGGAGAUGGACGAGCCGUGGCAGAUGGACCAGUUGUGCCAGAAAUCACGUACACACCACUCCGCUUGAUGUGGAUGAUUGGGACGAUUGUUGUUCUAGUGGCACUCUUUGUUGUAGCAAUGGUGUGGGUGAGGAACCACAGAAGAGAGAGCGAUACUCAUGAUGAGAUGACAGGGCCCAGAAGACAGAGCACUACUACUGUAGCUCUAGGUCCCCCACCUCCAGCACUGAAUGCUUCAGAAGCAAGGAAGUAUUUCUCUGUUUGCUACUUCAGAGACAGAGAGUUAAGCCACAGAAGAGAGAGCAAUUCUCAUGCUGAAAUGACAAGUCCCACAACUCCAGCACUGAAUGCGUCAGAAGCAAGGAAGUAUUUCUCUGUUUGCUACUUCAGAGACAGAGAGUUAAGCCACAGAAGAGAGAGCAAUUCUCAUGCUGAAAUGACAAGUCCCACAACUCCAGCACUGAAUGCGUCAGAAGGAAGGAAGCAUUUCUCUGUUUGCUACUUCAGAGACAGAGAGUUAAGCCACAGAAGAGAGAGCAAUUCUCAUGCUGAAAUGACAAGUCCCACAACUCCAGCACUGAAUGCGUCAGAAGCAAGGAAGCAUUUCUCUGUUUGCUACUUCAGAGACAGAGAGUUAAGCCACAGAAGAGAGAGCAAUUCUCAUGCUGAAAUGACAAGUCCCACAACUCCAGCACUGAAUGCGUCUGAAGCAAGGAAGCAUUUCUCUGUUUGCUACUUCAGAGACAGAGAGUUAAGCCACAGAAGAGAGAGCAAUUCUCAUGCUGAAAUGACAAGUCCCACAACUCCAGCACUGAAUGCUUCAGAAGCAAGGAAGCAUUUCUCUGUUUGCUACUUCAGAGACAGAGAGUUAAGCCACAGAAGAGAGAGCAAUUCUCAUGCUGAAAUGACAAGUCCCACAACUCCAGCACUGAAUGCGUCAGAAGCAAGGAAGUAUUUCCCUCUUUGCUACUCAAGAGACAGAAAGUUCAGCCAUCUUUUACACAAAUGUAAACAAAAGCCGAGAAGGAAAAGAGACAGUUAAGCCCUCGUUUACACAACCAUAAAGUAUGGCCCACAACUACAAAAACAUCUUCACAUUUUUGACAGUUUCAUCCCUUACCACACUGAUAACAGUCGAAACCCAUGGAACUAUUCGUCUCGAUCCCCUAGUUCAACCUUCUCGAAUAAGUCUUUGACAUCUUGCUCUGCCUGGCUGUCCAUUACCACCCUGACAAAAUAUAAGAGGUUUAUAAUGUAUCUGUCAUUAGAAGCUAUACAAAUUAAAUCUUAGGCACAGUGUUAAGAAAAGAGAUAAAAUCUAAAUUCAUUACUGUCAAAACAUUUCAUCGUCUAAGCUAUGAUCUAAGUUUUAAAAUUUUACACCAACCUUUACUCGUUUAUCUUUUUGAAAAAGAAAAAGUUUUAUACAUGUACUUUUUUUAUUUAGCAAUGUAGUGGUUAAUAUUUUAACUUAAAAAGUCCUUAUAGAUAGAAUACAAAACCUCUUCUUAUUUGGUUUUUGUAUUGAUGUUCUGUAAAUUGGACGUAUUUUGUUAUUAAUAUUUUCCGUAAUUAAAUACAAGUUGA